Staurois parvus is the source of this 301-nucleotide messenger RNA. Lineage: Eukaryota; Metazoa; Chordata; Amphibia; Anura; Ranidae. The record is from the annotation of a GenBank genome assembly.
AUGCUCAGUUUAGAGUGUAUUGCUAGAGAAGUUUUUUUUUUGGUGGUGGGUGCAUUUGAACCGCACAGGGCCGAUCAGCACUGUCCAGAGGGUCAGGGGUCAUGCAGCCUCAUAGGACAGUCCGAGGAGUAUGAUAACUCCUCCUACAAGCUUUAGCCAGUGCUUGGCCAGACACUGAUAGAAGUUCACAAUACACUGCUGAUGAGAAAAGGUAUUUAGCAGUUUAUAUUUAAUAAAAUAAUUGCAUUUCCAUGUAGCAUGUACUGUGGGAGAUCAGAUAUAGAGAAUGCAGGGUCCUGGG